Messenger RNA from Monosiga brevicollis MX1, 987 nucleotides. RefSeq lists its product as uncharacterized. NCBI's taxonomy places the organism in Eukaryota, Choanoflagellata, Craspedida, Salpingoecidae. The transcript is spliced from 6 exons. The annotation marks the transcript as partial. The record is from RefSeq and is a predicted model, not a curated record. Gene Ontology annotation, molecular function: protein dimerization activity.
AUGCUCCGUUGGUUUGUGGGUGCUUCUUCGAUCGUCCUCUCUCUCUCUGUCUCUGUCUCUGUCUCUGUCUCUCUCUCUCUCUCUGUCUGUCUGUCUCUCUCUCUCUCUCUCUCUGUCUCUCUCUCUCUCUGUGUCUUUAAGGCCCUCUUGAGCUCUCUUAAACCCUCUCUCUCUCUCUUCUCUCUCUUCAACUCUUCUCUCUCUUCAACUCUUCUCUCUCUCUCUAUGAGAUUUCCGACCUCGCAGGCCGUCCCUUUGGUCCGGGGCAUUGAGGGCUACCCGUGCAAGGGCAUCCAUACGGACGGUGCGAUGGCCAACAACGCUGAUCCGUCCGGCGCGCGGCGUCGUGUUCUGGACGUGGAUCAACAUAUGGUUGGCAUGCUCAACGACCCGCCUGCCCCCGCCACUGAGGUCACCCUCAGCGAGCCCCGAAGCGGAUCAGGCUCAUCCGACCCAACCGCCGUUGCUGGCCAAAAUCCGGCCUCCGCCCAUCCGAUGACAAGCCCCCGUUCCGUCUCAUCUUCGGCAGCACCCACCGUACCACCUGAUGAUGGCCAUCUUCAUCCCAAGCGCGGGGAAGACCUCCAUCGCCGCAAGCCCAGUGACCUCUUUCAAGUCCGUACAGCUGAGGAGUGGUACACCCCUGAGCAACUAGCGGCCUUGCGCAAACCUGGCAAGCGCAACCUCAUCCUGUCCACUGGCGAGCGCAUCGACUACAUCCUUGCCUACUACCUGCCCGAAAAGGUCACUUAUCAAGACCUUAUCGACAUGAUGGAAGAUCCCGAACGCCAGGACAAUCCUGACGCCCACAUUGCUGCCAAGCGCCUCCACUUUGAGGUUGAAUUGGUACAAAAAGGACUUGUGCUGGAACACGAGCUAGGCGCUGGUGACAAGGUCGUCUUUGUCAAGAUUCACACCCCUUUCAAGGUGCUCUGCGCCCGAGCUGAGAAAUUUCAGUAUAAGAUGCCCCUGAGAGAAUCUCGCAAG